Synchiropus splendidus (mandarinfish) is the source of this 3816-nucleotide messenger RNA. RefSeq names its product membrane-associated ring finger (C3HC4) 8 (gene marchf8). Gene Ontology annotation, biological process: protein polyubiquitination; immune response; antigen processing and presentation of peptide antigen via MHC class II. Gene Ontology annotation, molecular function: zinc ion binding; ubiquitin protein ligase activity; MHC protein binding. The transcript has 9 exons. Gene Ontology annotation, cellular component: late endosome membrane; cytoplasm; early endosome membrane. Bases 509 to 2236 code for a protein of 575 amino acids. The record is from RefSeq and is a predicted model, not a curated record. Lineage: Eukaryota; Metazoa; Chordata; Actinopteri; Syngnathiformes; Callionymidae.
GGUGAAGCCGGCGCUCGUGUCGCGACCUCGACGCUGGCUGCCAAGGGAGGGCGCGUGCUCGACGCCGAAUGAGAAGCGCUUCUUGUCUCCAUCUUGACGCGGAAGUGUCUGACGCGCCAUCAGCUGCCCGGUGAUGAGACCAGCAGUCGGAGGCGAACGCAGACGCAGCGCACGCUCCCUUCCUCCGCGUGGAACAAACAUGGAGAGACGUUUGCUGCGCUGCAGCGCCUCGUCUUCGCGUGCUCUCGGCGGGACUCCCCUGCAGGUGUAUUAAACCCCCCCCCCCGCGCCCGCCCGCCCCACUCAGAGUGUCGGUCAGUCGGUCGGUGGAGCGGCGGACAGACGGUGGUCGGUGUGGAAUAUUGCUGUUGACCAGCGGGACUUGAGCUGAGGCGUCUGGACGAGGAGAAAGGAGCCUGGAAUUGUGGGCGUUAACACCAUCAUGGUCAUUGCUCUCUGCUUGGGACACAAAGUGCGUACGUGAGCGUCCCUGGUUGCAUCUGCUGGGAUGAACAUGCCACUGCACCAAAUCUCCGUCAUCCCGCGGGAUGUCACUUCGUCACGGGUGUCGGGGAGUGGCAAGUCGAAAGACAAGGACAAGCAGAAUGAAAAGCCGUUGGGUCACUCAGCAAGCCGAUCUAGCAAUAUAUCAAAGGCUGGCAGUCCCACUUCUGUCAAUGCCCCGUGCAGCUUCUCCAGGACAUCGGUGUCUCCUUCCAGCCAGGACAUCUGCAGCUAUCAGGAUCAGAACGCUUUGAAACACACGACUGUGGUUCUGCUGAACACUAAUGGGAAAAGCUCUCGGGAGUCCGAGGGUCUCACCGUGACGACCAUCUGUGCAGAUGCUCCCCUCGUCCCCAAACAGAUAAAAUGUGACUGGCUGUCUCUGCUGCGCCCCCCUGGAGUCCACAUCAGGCAGAACGGGUCGCUCAAGUUCUCUGCUUCUUUGAACGAUGUGGGACAGCGCAUGGACAGUCUUUGUCGUGGUCUUCACUUCAUAGACCGCACCUGCUCGGAGGGAGAGCUGGAGUCCAAACCAGAGCUGGUAUCAAGCAGGUGGUCCCACAUGCUCAAUGGGAAGAUGGCGUCGCCCGCUAACCCUUCUGGUCACCCGCAACUCAUCCCCUCUUUUACCAACGACCACAAAUACAUGGUCGCCUCUCAUGCAAACUCUUCACCAUCCCAGAUUCCUGCCCCGCCACCACCCUUGCCCACCCCCAAGUCCCACCUCCAACCUCACUCCUCCUCGAACAGCAACUUUCUUCGCCUCCUGCUCCCCUUCUCCCGGUCCUCCACUUCAGCCAGCCUGCAGGCGUCUGAGCUGGGCAGCUUCAUGUCACAUCUUCACAUCUCCAAGUCCUCAAGUGCCAUCUUGGAAGGCAGCGAGUCAGAAUUGGCGCCGGAUGAUGAGGUGUUUGGUGACCACAGCAGUCCAACUCUUAAAGGAGCUCAGCAAGUGAAAACAAAAGGGGGACGUGGACCGCUUGUCGCCCCCUUGUGCUACAUGGAUGAGGACAGCGACCUGGAUUGCUGCCCGUCCCCUUUGUCGGAGAAAACCGAGCCGUUGUCCCCAUAUUCACUGUCUGGAGACUGGUGCAGGAUCUGUCACUGUGAAGGCGACGACGAGAGUCCUCUGAUCACGCCAUGCCACUGCACAGGGAGUCUGCGCUUCGUCCACCAGGCCUGUCUGCAGCAGUGGAUCAAGAGCUCCGACACUCGCUGCUGUGAGCUCUGCAAAUAUGAGUUCAUCAUGGAGACCAAGCUCAAACCUCUGCGCAAGUGGGAGAAGCUACAGAUGACUGCCAGCGAGAGAAGAAAGAUCAUGUGCUCCGUCACCUUCCACGUCAUCGCCAUCACCUGCGUGGUCUGGUCUCUGUACGUGCUCAUCGACAGGACGGCGGAUGAGAUCAAACACGCCGGAAGAAUCCCAGGCAUCCUGGAGUGGCCUUUCUGGACCAAGCUGGUGGUGGUGGCCAUCGGCUUCACCGGCGGACUUGUCUUCAUGUACGUGCAGUGCAAGGUCUACAUCCAUCUAUGGCGGCGGCUCAAGGCGUACAACCGGGUCAUAUACGUCCAGAACCGACCGGAGACGUGUAAAAAGCUGGUGCUGGAGAAGCCGCCGCUCAUCGAGCCCAGUCUGGACAACAAGGAGGCGCUGAUGCCGACCCAGUCGGACACAAACUCCUCCCAGUACACAGAGACGGAAGACUACAGUAUGGAGGUGCUACACGUGUGACGCACCUGAGCUCGGCUCCUCGCAGAAGUGAUUGUAGAUGUCUGAGGAGGAGGACCAGGCACACCUUCAUGGUGAGGCUCCCAGACUCACACUGGAGGUGUCAAUGUGGUUUAGAAAUGUGGCUUGGCCUGCUGUACGUUGCGACGCACCCACUGCUGUUUUUACACAUCAUGUGACCUGACAGAUCCUGUCAGAUCCUGCGCACUUUUUCGUUACUUUCUUAUCUGUUUUACUGUGCUGAUGAUGUCGUGCACGAGGGAGCCACACUGGUCGUCACAUGAAGACACGGUGACAGCACGAGGAGGCAGGUGUUUACACUCUCCCAUCGACUGUCCAUCACUGGACUCCUGUCCAACAAGGGAAAUGGUGGAUUUGCCUCUGUUAUAUCACUUUUUGCUUCAAGUUGGAGGUGUGGAGGAGCUCUUGGACGUCUUUAAUUUCCUGUGCUUAAAAUGUGUUUUUUUUUUCCAAACACACACGGAUGACAAAAAUUGAACUGGGACUACAAAUGGAAGUUUAGAAGGAUUCAAGAAUGUAACUUUUUUUUAUACAAAAUAAGUGAAAAUGAUGAUGAAAAAAAAAGUUUUCUACUGUCAACUGGAAAUUUCAGGAUCUUUUCCGUGUCUUCGGGCGACUUCUGUGUUCCUAAAAAGUAUUUAUAGUGUGAUAUACUCCAUGUGCAGUUUUUACGACGAUGAUUUGCCUGCUUUUGUCCUGGAGGGGAAAAUAAUCCACGCUUCUCUCCGCUCCUGGUUCCUGGUUCACCUGAGCCGGAGAUGGGGCCGGCGUCUUUCACCACCCUUGGUUCGUGGUUCAGGAGCACAGAGAAGCCGGGCUCAUGUUGAGCCUACCAGCCAUUUUAGCGACACAUUUUAAAAGAGCCAGUCUUUGAGCGACAAACAUCACCGUGCGGAAAAAGAGACAGCGCCAUCAGCAGGAGGCUGCGUUCCCCACUGAUGAGUGUCGACUGAGAUGCGUUUGAUAGCCAGAAGGCUCUGUGCAAUUAGACAGAUAAAAAGUGCAAUUACCCUUUUGUUGUUGUUCUAUUCUCUAGUUGUGUGUCAGCGUCCGGCCAGGGGUUCCUCCCUGGUCCUCUCUGUUAUUUGUCUCCUAUUUAUUUAAAAUGAAAUGUUUCCUUUUUAAUCCGUUUUAUGCAAUUUACACUCCCCAGACUUCAUUUGUUGCACUAGUUUCCUGCUUUAUUUUAAGAUUGUGAUGACACAUGCUUAGCAAAAGGAGCUGGCUCCUUCACGUUUUGCUGGAUGCAGGUUUUUCUUUGUCACUCGUCUGCACUUUGCUUUCUUUCACAUGUUCAAAAAGAAAACCUGGGAAAAAGUGUAAAUUGCAUAAAGCGCAAGGCGUGUUUACUGCUGACUGGACUCGACCACGACUGUUCCGUCUCCGAUGAUAUCAUUCCACCAGUCCGUCUGUGAACUUUAUUUGGAGUAGAAAUGUAAAAACUUUGCUCAAAGUACUUAUGUUUAUAAAACUGAAUAAAUAUUGAUGUUUUUCCCCUCCCAUGUUUGAAGAUAGUAUGUAGACUUAAAAAGAACGACCAAAUAAAAAUGAAGUUGCUUUUA